Messenger RNA from Paramecium sonneborni, 741 nucleotides. The record is from the annotation of a GenBank genome assembly. Lineage: Eukaryota; Ciliophora; Oligohymenophorea; Peniculida; Parameciidae.
AAUGGCUUUGAUUAACAUUACCAACAUAGUUUUCGAUUAAGACACUGCUCUGUUUAAUAAUCCAAUUCAAAUGUAAAUCACAUUUGAAGUGAUGAGAUAAUUGGAUGAUGAAAUAGAAUGGAAGUAUUAAAUAAAAGCUUAAUAAAUUUUAGACUUAUUUAUAUUGGAUCUCCAACAAGUGAUAAAUAUGAUCAAGUACUUGAAUAAUUUUCUAUGCCUCCUUUACAAUAAGGAACAAUGUAAUUUACUUUAAUGAGUUCUGGUCCAAAUUUUGAACUGAUUCCUAGUAAAGAUGAUUUAUUUGGUGCUAGUGCUAUAAUUCUUAGUGUUAAAUAUAGAAAGCAAGAAUUCUUUAGAGUAUUUAUAUUAAUUCUAUAGUAUUAAUAGGUUGGAUACUAUGUUUAUAACACUUAUUUGGAACCAGAACUUAUUGAAAAUGAUCCUCCAUAAGUACUAAUUGAUAGAGUAUACAGACAAAUCAACACUUAAGCACCAAGAGUUACUAGAAUCAAUAUUGAUUGGGAAGGUCAAAUGGUUUAAUUAUAUGUUAAUCCUCAAUAAAAUAACCAAUCUUUCAUGUUCCAAUAAUAACCUAUUUUCAAUGAUAUUACUAAUAAUCCAGGUUAUUUAUAACAAUAAGUACCAGAUAAAACAUAAUAAUAACAAUUAUAAUAAUAGCAAUUUUCUGGCGGAUUAAAUAAUAAUAAUAACUAAUACACAGAUCUUUAAAGCAUAUUUUGA